AUAUAUAUAUNAAUCUCUGCGUUUCCCUUUUCUGCAGUACAAAACGCCAUUAAAAGUCUCAGCUCCUUUUUAAACCGCCCAUGUCCUGACCAAAGCAUAAAGCCUCACAUAUUGUCUGUAGAACAGAAAAAAUUUGGGCCCUCCGAGUUUCAGCUGCUGAGCUAGCAACCGGCGCAACAAUGGCAGAUCGCGAGAGAAAAUGGGUGAACGAAGAGUUCCUAACGUACGCGUACAUUCUUCUUUACAUCGCUCUCUCCAGCGGUCAGAUCUUCUUCAACAAGUGGGUUUUAUCAUCGAAGGAAAUAAACUUCCCUUACCCACUUGGACUGACUCUGCUUCAUAUGGUCUUCUCUUCUGUUCUAUGUUUUAUGGUUACCAAAGUUUUCAAGAUUAUGAAAGUUGAUGAAGGAAUGACUAUGGAUAUAUAUAUUAGUUCUGUCAUCCCAAUUGCUGCAAUGUUUGCUAUGACACUUUGGCUUGGGAACACUGCUUACCUCUACAUCUCAGUUGCAUUCGCCCAGAUGUUGAAAGCUAUCAUGCCCGUUGCCGUGUUCAUCCUUGGUGUAUUAGCUGGACUUGAAGUGAUGAGCUGUAGGAUGCUUCUCAUAAUGUCAGUGAUCAGUUUUGGAGUGCUCGUGGCUUCUUAUGGGGAGAUGGAAAUAAAUUGGAUAGGUGUCGUUUACCAAAUGGGAGGCGUGGUUGGAGAGGCAUUGAGACUGAUAUUCAUGGAGAUUUUUAUGAAGCGCAAGGGGCUAAAGCUAAACCCCAUAUCCGUGAUUGCUCUUUGCCUUCUAAUACCGUGGAUCUUCCUGGAGAAACCUAAGAUGGAUGCACAGGGGACAUGGAGUUUCAAGCCUUUGAUGUUGACUCUGAAUUCUCUAUGUACUUUUGCCCUCAAUCUUUCGGUUUUCCUUGUCAUCUCGCACACAAGUGCCUUGACCAUUCGCGUGGCUGGAGUUGUCAAGGACUGGGUUGUAGUUCUGCUGUCGGCCCUUCUUUUUGCUGACACGAAGUUGACACUUAUAAAUCUUUUUGGAUACGCCAUUGUGAUUGACCAAAAUUCUGGAUCUGCAGCUAUUGCAGGGGUAGCUGCAUACAAUAAUCACAAGUUGAAAAAAGAAGCUUCUCGUGAUAGCUCUGGUGACACAACUCAAGCCGUACCUCUAGUUGAAUCUCCAGCAUCAGACCGUAUUCUUAAGUGUUUACCGGUAUUUGCCGAUCUUGUGCUUGUAAACUGUUGGCGGCUGCUAAUCGAGAUUUCACGAUCGAGUUUGUUGCUCAAGAGCUGUUGA
Molecule: messenger RNA, 1292 nt
Organism: Striga asiatica
Lineage: Eukaryota; Viridiplantae; Streptophyta; Magnoliopsida; Lamiales; Orobanchaceae
Source: the annotation of a GenBank genome assembly